ACAAUAAAGCUUCGAAUAGAAUCGUAAUGACCAGUAGCGACGGACACACUCUUGCAAGCCAACCGGCAUUAGGUCAACGGUAAACAAUUGGCCUAUUAUUCAUUGAACCUGCAAGCAAUGGAAGUCCAUAAGGCUUGUUGCCGGUCGGUUCCUCGGGGAUCAUUUGGCGAGCCAAUCAAGAUCGGAGCUAUUCCAUUUAUAGGACCGGCAUACGAGGGAAGAAAAGACGUCUAUCUCAGGCUGAGGGAACAUUGUUUCAACCCUCAAUCCAGCAGACGAGCAAGAUUCUUUGUCUUGUCUUCCCAGGGUCAAGAUGGAAGAGUUCGAUAUGGCUUUGGUGGAGGCUGACGCAUAUCCCGAGGCCUUUCAGACGGCACCACUCGACUAUGACUUCGAUUUGUCGGAGUUUUUUGAUUUUGAGAACGCCGCCUUGGAUCCAGACAGUCCUCAGCCUUCACUAUCCUGUCCACGGUUGACGGACGCGACAACUCCUGCAACCUUGCGAUCGAAGGGCUCGUCCGAAACCCUAAAAGCUCCCAAUGGACCUGCCGCGAACCUGCCACCGAAUCAUGUACUCAACAUUGCCGAAGGAGACAGAAAGACGGCUAUAGUAUCGCCUCCGCUGAAUCGCUGGCCGAUUGAGCACGUAAGAGUACGUACUCGUAACUAUUCGACUGACGCUUUUCUCUCACUUCCAACCCCUAGCGACUCUAUGCAGCCGCCGCCAAAUAAGAAAAGGUCAUUAGAAGAGCAUAUCCCGGGAGUUAUCUGCUUCGACUCCAGCGUCGUGUCAAAUUCGACGAAGAAACGCAAACAGAAAAAUUCCGAGCAACGUGAUGAUGCCAGAAGAGUACGUGCACAAGGUGCAUGUCUCUGGUGUCAUGUCCAAAAGCUGAGGUGCUCCGAAGGUCGACCGUGUGAACAAUGUCAAUCUGUGUUCAAUAGGGCGUACGGAUCUAAAACGCUUCAAUGGACUGCUUGCGUGAGCUCAAACCUUCCGGAUAUAAACAUCUUCGCUCUUGGGAUAUCGCUCCAUGAUGAUCGGAACGAUGUCACUGCGAAUGGAGGAGAGCCCCGAAAAAAGCUGGAUGUAAACGUUGCAUCGAGUUUGUACCAGCUCGUAGUUGACCCUGUAUAUUCUUUCGCUAUGAUCGAUAUCGACGCUCUCUACGCUGAGGUCUCGCAAUACAACUACGGCCACCGAGCUCCGGAAGUCCACCCAUUCAUUCUCAGCGAACGAAACCCGCUCCACUUGCUCGUCCAGCUCAAUGUCAUCUUGCUUGGGAGCCCCGUUAUCGGACAUAAACUGAUUGGGUACAUCCGAUACCUCCAGAAGUUACGAGCUAUCUGCAGAAUACUCGCUUUCGAAGUCCUGGGGAAAGCUUUCAAUCGGACCACCCUGGCAGCAUCAACCCCGAUCCGGCAACUAGCUCUGGUCGUCCAAGCUGCGCUGCUACUGGACCAGGUAGCAGAAAUGAGUGGCGAGGUCCCAGCCGCAGUAGUCUGUCUCGCCCAAGACAAGAUCUACAGCGAGAUGCACCAGCAUCUAACCCAAUACAUCUCUCACUACAUCCAAAAAUUGGUUGCUGGAGCGUUUGGAAAAAACUGCGAACUGGCCGCCCGUCUCCAGAAGACGAAACAUGGAGAUUAUUUGGGUGAAGCUUUCUGGCACAUGUUGUCAGACUUGAUCCCAUCCGUGCCUUAUCUCCGCAGACCCCCAAAGCUCCGAGGGUAUGGUGACAUGAGCUGGAACACCGAGGAUAAUGGAGUACAUCUGGAAGACUUAUAUGACAAGAUGUUCUCGUACAGCCCUAUCGCCUGUAACUAGGUUGCUGGAAUAUGUGAAAUGUGGAGUGUGAAGGCUUUAUAGUGAUAUAUGGCUAACUUUUUCGGUUUGGUACGAUGUGGUUGAAGUUUCUGCUAUUAUCCUUACAUGUUGUGCUUUCAGACACUCUUUCCUCUGGCGGAAAUAAUCAAGGUUUUCUGGAGCAUAUCAUAUUUUUUCCCCCCUAUAACGGCUUCUGGUUGCUCGCCCACUUAAACAUAUGAU
This is a messenger RNA of Mytilinidion resinicola, 2050 nucleotides long. RefSeq lists its product as uncharacterized. The transcript has 6 exons. Gene Ontology annotation, biological process: regulation of DNA-templated transcription. Gene Ontology annotation, molecular function: DNA-binding transcription factor activity, RNA polymerase II-specific; zinc ion binding. Bases 314 to 1828 code for a protein of 504 amino acids. The record is from RefSeq and is a predicted model, not a curated record. Lineage: Eukaryota; Fungi; Ascomycota; Dothideomycetes; Mytilinidiales; Mytilinidiaceae.